UCAACUCUCCAAAUUGGCUCCCUCACUAGCCAAAUUUGGUUAGCCACCUUACUAGUGAAACUAGAUAGAUAAUCUGUUAGAAUGAAGAUGCUACAUAUAUAGUAUAAUACGUAUGAAAAGAUAAAUAGAGAGUCAAAUAGAUAGUCAAAAAUGAAGAUUCUCUUGGAGAUGCUCUUACAGGUGAAUUUUGGUGCGAAACAACUUGCCAAAUUUUGAACUUGGCAUCCCUUGUGCUGGAGAAGCUGUGUCUCGUCUACCAAAAGAAAAAGGAAAAAUGGCACAGUUCUCUUUGAAAAACAAAGGAAGAAAUGGCACAGUCGUCUCUUGCGCCCAAUGGCGUCCAGUCUGCUAAUCACCAUCUAAUUAACGAACAGAAGCACAGGUACGGGCAUCAUAUGCAUGAGCCACGGGCCCACCCCCAUGUUCUUCUCGCUUCCUCCCUUAAUUGCAGCCAGCCAGCCAGAGCUUGCUUGCACGCGCUCAGCUGCCUCGCCUCAGUCCUCCUCUCCGGCCGCUUGCUGUUGCUGCUCCCACCCAUCUCCUCAACCACCUGAGCUCCUCGCCCUCUCUGCCCUCUCUGGUCUUCAAUUCGUUCGAGCUGAACUCGAGGGCAACAAUUCGCUCCGAUCCAUUCCAUCCACCCCGUCGAUCCAUCCAGCGGCCCUCCUCUCCCAGUCCCAGUCCCAGAAAUGGGCAAGAACGGCCUGGUCUCCAUCUUCUCCCGGCUCGUGGACUCCGCCGCCCCCACCUCCACGUCCGCCGCCGCCACGCCGUGGCAGUGGUCGGCCUGCGGAACCAACCCGCAGACGACCUCCUUCCGCGCAGGCGCAGGCGGCGACGACGACGAGCCCUGCUGCACGGCGACGCCGCCCACGGCAGCAGCAGCAGCAGCCAGUCGAUCCGUCCACCGGAAGCCGGCUGCGAUGGGCCGCGGCGCGCCGCCCGGCGAAAUGUACAAGACGGUCAACUCGGUCUUCCUGGACGACCCCGCCGCGGACGACUUCUUCUUCUCCCUCGCCGGCGACGGCGACGACGAGGAGGAGGUGGCGGGGCUCUACCUCGACGACAACGACGACGACGACGGGUUCUCGACCACCACGGCGUCCGAGGAGUGGUCGGAGGAGGCCGUGAUCCGCAGCCUGGGCCGCACGUCCACCGACCGCUUCUUCUUCGACCCGCAGCCUGGCCCGCUGCCGGCGUCCAACUCCAUCCUCGCCACCACGGCCGCGGCCGCCGCCGAGACGCCGGCGAGGAAGAAGACGGUCCCGGUCCCAGUCCCAGUCCCAGGGCCGACAGAGGAGGAAGACGCAACGGCAACGCACGCGGACGAGGGCGACGGCGUCAAGAAGCAGCGGCAACCGACGACGGCGGCGGCGGCGGCGGCAGCGGUGUCGUCGUCUCUGGCGGAGCGCAGCGUGGCGGUGGCGGUGGACUCGGGCGACCCGUACGGCGACUUCCGGGCGUCCAUGGAGGAGAUGGUGUCGGCGCACGGGCUCCGCGACUGGGCGCAGCUGGAGGAGCUCCUGGCGUGGUACCUCCGGAUCAACGGGAAGCAGCACCACCACCUGAUCGUGGGCGCCUUCGUGGACCUGCUCCUCGGCCUGUCCACGUCCUCGCCCUCCUCCUCCUCCUCCCCUCCCUCCAGCACCGCCGCCGAGACCAGCACCACCACCACGAGCAGCACCAGCACCGGCUGCAGCUGAGCUGCAGCUGCACGGCCGCCGCCGCCGCCGCUACGACCACCAGCUGUGGCAGUGUCGCCGGCGACGCCGUCACAGCCUCCGCCGCCGCCGCCGCCUCCGGCCGACGUUCAGGUGCACGUGGUGGAGGAUGAGGAGGCAGCAUGCAAGCGCUGGCCCUGUACUGCUGGCAGCGACGACGGUGAUCGGUCGUGCCCGCAGUCCGCGCCACCACCAGUAGUGCUCCACCCACUGCGCGUGGCCUGUCGAUCGCUUGAGUAGAUGACCUGCUAAUCUCCAGACCUUUACCUCCUGGCUCCUGCAGCUGCUGAUGGUUAGUGUUCUAACGACAACAGGAUGAUUAAAUUAACUGGACGCUGUCACUAACACUCUCUCGCCAUGUAGUACAGGUGCGCGUAGCAAUAGUAGAGUUAGUAGUAGUAGGAGCAGUUGGUUGGUGCGGAUCGAAUCGAAGGAUCCAAUGCAAUGUACAAGUAACUGUACCUGUACGUGUAGUGUAGUGUAGGUAGAGGGUUUCUCUCGAGAGAGGGAGAGAAAAAAAAAUCAACGGUUUUUAUUUCCAGUACGGGUAUAAAUGUAUAAAGACCUUAAUUUCUACUCCUGCCA
Zea mays is the source of this 2306-nucleotide messenger RNA. RefSeq names its product transcription repressor OFP13. The coding region runs from base 690 to 1703 and encodes 337 amino acids. NCBI's taxonomy places the organism in Eukaryota, Viridiplantae, Streptophyta, Magnoliopsida, Poales, Poaceae. Gene Ontology annotation, biological process: negative regulation of DNA-templated transcription. The transcript has a single exon. The record is from RefSeq and is a predicted model, not a curated record.